This is a messenger RNA of Morus notabilis, 1107 nucleotides long. Its product is annotated as SUMO-conjugating enzyme SCE1. The transcript is spliced from 5 exons. Gene Ontology annotation, molecular function: SUMO conjugating enzyme activity. Gene Ontology annotation, biological process: protein sumoylation. Lineage: Eukaryota; Viridiplantae; Streptophyta; Magnoliopsida; Rosales; Moraceae. The record is from RefSeq and is a predicted model, not a curated record. Bases 254 to 736 code for a protein of 160 amino acids. Gene Ontology annotation, cellular component: nucleus.
AUUAGCUGCUCCGCACCGGCCACUGUCAGAUCUGGACCGUACAUUUUCUGUAGGCCUUGACAGUACAUAGGGGCUUUCUCUCUCUCUCUCUCCGCCCUAAUUUCGGAGAGUAGGGGCAGAUUCGGAAAUCGGAAAGCGAAACCGAAGACGAUGCUUCGUUCUCAUCUCUUAUAAAAAAAGUCGCCGAAGCCGUAGAGAGAGAAACAGCGAAUUUUUUAGAGAGAGAAAGAGUUCUAGAGAGAGAAAACGAACCAUGUCGGGUGGUAUUGCUCGUGGCCGUCUCGCUGAGGAGCGCAAGUCCUGGCGUAAGAACCAUCCCCAUGGUUUCGUUGCGAAGCCGGAGACUCUGCCUGAUGGUACGGUCAAUUUGAUGGUGUGGCAUUGCACAAUUCCUGGAAAGGCCGGCACGGACUGGGAGGGUGGUUACUUCCCACUGACACUUCACUUCAGUGAGGACUACCCAAGCAAGCCGCCAAAGUGUAAGUUCCCACAAGGUUUCUUCCAUCCAAAUGUUUACCCAUCUGGAACGGUUUGCCUAUCAAUUCUUAAUGAGGACAGCGGGUGGAGACCGGCUAUAACGGUGAAGCAAAUUCUUGUGGGCAUCCAGGACCUUCUGGAUCAGCCAAAUCCUGCUGAUCCUGCACAAACAGAAGGCUAUCAUCUCUUCAUCCAGGAUGCGGUGGAGUAUAAGAAGAGGGUUCGAGUGCAGGCCAAGCAAUACCCACCUCUGGUGUAAUGAUAAACAAGCUAUUCCCAGAGAUUUGGUACUUUGGUUAUUCAUCUUCCCCCUUUUAUUUAUUGCUAAGAGCACUUUUUCUAAGAGAUUGUUGUUAUUCGCAAUUGCUGAUUGCCGUCAAGUGUAGACUGCAUGGUGAUCUACUUUAACUGCAGUAUUGGAUUAACUCGUGUUGAUAUCAGUAAACUAGUAACUAGUUCUUUAUUGGUCUUGUUGUCUUCAUGCUAAUGAGGAACAUUCUCUAAAAUAUAGGAAAUUCUCAUAAGUUGUGUGAAUAUUUACUCUUGUUUGAUAAUUCAAGUCGCGCGUGUGUUCCGACUGUUGGUAUGCAUAACAGCAUUGUUAAUGCCACUUCUGUUUCUUCUGCCGCA